AUGAAACCCGCACAACGGGGUCGAGUUUUGACUUCGGUCUUUCUUUGAAAAGCGAAUCGCGAACUAUUGAUAAGUGAUUUGGAAAUGUUUUUGAGCAUGUUAAAGUUAACAAGAAACAUUCAUAUUUUUGCAACUGAUGCCUAUUGCAUUAUGCUUUACAAUGCAUUAGAAUUUAUAGAAAAAUAAGAUAAAAUAUUAUUUAUUUAAAACUAUAACAAAUAUUUCUAACUUUGGAAUCAUAAAUAUUAUUUCUUAACAUUAUAUUAUGUCAUUUCGAUUCGCGGCUAAAUUAAAAGUUUAAAAAUUUAUGAAGAAUUUUAAAACAAGUUUAAAAUUAGAGUAAUGAGAUAAAGUUAUGUUCUACAUACCUGAACGAACUUAUCAUUCUAUCUUGAAAUUAAGUAAAGAGCUUAAGAAUGUUUCGCUAGAUUAUUUGCACAUGAAUGAGGGUAUGAUGCACAAUACAAUACGCAUGUUUAAAUCCAGAAAUGUUGCUUAACAUUUAAAACUUUAUUUAUUAUUUUUUUUAUUUCAUUGGUAUAAGACUAUCAAACCAUUAUUUGUAGAUUAAAAUUGUGCUAAGUAUAUUAUAUGCAUUCAAUAAACAUUAUGUAUUUUUGGAGAAAAACUAAUUCCAUGAUGAAUUUAUUUGUAAUUAUUCAAAUUCAAAGCAUUUGAAACCUUAAGAUUGGCUCGCUAAUGACGCACCGGUAUUAAUUAAAUUUAUCUAUACGAAAAAACAUUUAGAUUAACGAAUGUCUAGAAACGAAACUUGAUAAAUGAUAAAGACAGAUUUAUUGCGAGUAUGCCAAUACAAUGGCAUAAAAAAAUUGAAAUAUUAUGCUAAAAUUAAUAAAUAAUUGAAAUAAAUUAUCAUGGAGGAUUUCAUGGAGAUGAAUGAGACAGUAUCUGUUCAGAAUGCAACAGAGGAAGUUCCAGAACGUAAUGUAUUUAUUCUACCGUGGUGGCAGCAAUUAGUCUGGACUCUAAUAUUCGGAAGCAUGAUAUUUGUUGCUACAGGUGGUAAUGUGAUAGUCAUGUGGAUCGUCCUAGCUCAUAAGCGCAUGAGAAGCGUCACGAACUAUUUCUUAGUCAACUUGAGUUUUGCUGACACAAUGGUAUCCACGUUGAAUGUCAUCUUCAACUUUAUCUACAUGCUAGAUGGAGACUGGCCAUUCGGAGAGGCUUACUGCAAAAUAUCUAAUUUCAUCGCCAUAGUGUCCGUUGCGGCAUCUGUUUUCACUCUGAUGGCCAUAUCUAUAGACAGAUACAUGGCAAUUAUGCAUCCUCUGAAGCCAAGGAUGUCAAGAGCAACAACCCUAAACAUCACUGUCUGGAUAUGGAUUUUGAGUGUGAUUCUCUCCUUUCCGAAUCUCCUCUACUCCGUCACUCGAAUCGAGACUUUCGUAAAUGGAGACCAUCGAGUGAUAUGCUACAUGGAAUGGCCAGAUGGACCUUCCACUCAAAGUGACGACGAAUACAUAUACAACGUCGUCAUCCUGGUCGUGACUUACGUCUUGCCCAUCUCCUCCAUGACGUUCACUUAUUUCCGAGUAGGACGUGAACUGUGGGGAAGUCAGAGCAUCGGCGAAUGCACCCAGAAGCAGAUUGAAAGCGUCAAGUCCAAGAGGAAGAUAGUGAAAAUGAUGAUUGUUGUGGUUGUAAUAUUUGCCGUCUGUUGGUUACCUUACCACGUCUACUUCUUAUUGGCACAUCACAUCCCGUGGAUAAUAACAUUUUCGCAUGUUCAACACACUUAUUUGUCCAUUUAUUGGUUAGCAAUGUCCAAUUCCAUGUAUAACCCGAUAAUAUAUUGUUGGAUGAAUAGCAGAUUUCGCCAUGGAUUUAAAAAGGUGUUCUGCUGCUGCAAAUGGAAGGAAGAGCACGUGAAUCCCUUUGAAAAGAGAAAUUUUGCAACAGUGCGUCACAGUUACUCAGAGCCCUACACCGAUACCCGUGUCACAAUUAACGGUAGCGCAAAUUUGGCUUUGCACACUGUUACAGAAUCCCUGAACGGAAGUCACACCUCGAGCACACCCUUCCUCACCCCCAGAACCCCGAGAACGGACAGAUUCUCGAAUGUCUAAAGCGCGAUUGUAAUCGAUCGUCAUAUUUCAUCCCUAGUAAUAAUACAGACUCACUAUUUGAUUUAUUCAUUCUAUUUGAAUGCCUGUAUAUUUAUUUAUCGCCGAAAAUUUAUAUUCUAAGCUGUACAUAAAACUGUAUUUAUAACUGUAACGUCACCAGAAAGUAUGGAUGUAAGUGAGAUUCUAUGAAAAGGGGAAGUUGUAUAAAAACAGCCAUUUUGAUUGUGAUAGAUUUAUGUCGUAUCCUGCGUCGCAAAGUUAUAGACAUAAAUAAACCACAUCUAAACUAAAUUAUAUUCGUCGCACUCUUUCAAUUUGGUUUAAUGUGGAUAAUUUAUUUUUAGUGCUUAGUGUAAAAAUAAUAUAUGUUCUAGAUAAAUAAAACUAACAACAUAGUUUUCACAAUGUAUGUAAUAUUUCAGAUUAUAAAAGACAUUUAUGACUGUAGUAUUAAUAUCUUAACACGGUUCAAAUGCUUUGAUUAUACUGAAAAGAUAUAUUCGGGAGACAAGAGAAUAAUGUCAUUUCUAUGUGCCAAGAUAAUGUUUUUAUUAUUUUUUAGCUCAUUCUGUGCUUUGAAAUCGUACAAUAAACAUUUUAAGGUAAAAGAAAGUUCUAUGUAUUUAUAUAAAUAAUAAGGAACUCUAUUUUCUUUCUCAACUUUAUUUCUUUUUCAUUAAAAUUUUAGAUGAACUGAGCUACAAGGCACCUAAAUAGGUACUAUGAGGCAAAAAACGAUAUCACAGGGAUUAACUUUUACUCUAUAUAAUGGAUUUUCACGUUAAAUUUCAACUUUAAAGCUUUUUACAGUUAACUUCAAAUAUCAUGAUUAAUUAUUGAUAAUUUUUAGUUAAAGGACGAAACAAAAAAUACUUUCCCUAAAUAAACAUACAUUUUUUUAAUCGAUUUGUGUUUUUGAUUAUCAAAGUGGCGGUGGGGGAGUAGCCUCUAUAUUUCAAACAAAGUUUCAAUAAUUACGCCAGUUACGGUUGAAAACGUUGACCCCUUAUUGUUAAUUUAAAUAUUUACUUAUUUCAACGUUUGAGAGCAUCAAAAACUUUUUGAAUUUAAGUAU
Parasteatoda tepidariorum (common house spider) is the source of this 3162-nucleotide messenger RNA. RefSeq names its product tachykinin-like peptides receptor 99D. Gene Ontology annotation, cellular component: plasma membrane. Gene Ontology annotation, biological process: G protein-coupled receptor signaling pathway. NCBI's taxonomy places the organism in Eukaryota, Metazoa, Arthropoda, Arachnida, Araneae, Theridiidae. The record is from RefSeq and is a predicted model, not a curated record. Gene Ontology annotation, molecular function: tachykinin receptor activity.